AUGGAGGAGGCGAAUGAGGAAGGGGUGGAUGAAGACAUGGCUGCUACGCAAACGAGUGGAAAAUCUCCCCUUAUGGUGCGAAGUAGCAGCAACCACGACAAUGAUUGCAGUGACGCAAUGGUGAAGUGCUACAAAAAAAAAUUGUUUCUCCAUUCUGACGUAUUGAGGGAUAUCCUGUUCGGUGCGGGAAAUGAAGACUUUAACAGUCUGAGCAUUUGCCCCGAGUUGGAUUAUUUUAAGGCAGAAAUAAAUGGAAGGAUGCUGAACAGCAGUGUAAACAACAACAGUAUGCACUUCAAUGAUUACAAAAUAGAAGAUUUGAACAUAGAAAAUGUGAUGCAAGAAUCGCUAGCAUUUGACAAUAUGAAUUUAAACGAUUCUGUAGGAAAUAAUUUAAAUUAUUCCCAAAGCAUUUUAUCAUUUCAUCAAGGAAGUAACACAAUGACGGGCCUCCCCUUACCAGAACUCAUGAAGAGUGAAAAUAAAGAUUUCAGUCUAAUGAAUUCCCUAGGGGGGAAUUUCCCCAUGAGUACACAAAAUACUUUGUUUUUUAAAAACCAGGGAGGAAGUCCCACGAGAAAAGGUCUAAUAUCAACCAUUCCAGAUGAAGACACUCUCUGGAAUCGCAAUGUGAUGACUUUCGAAAACAGACUUAAUGCGAUAGACGUAAAUAACAAAUUUAAUUAUCAUUAUUAUGUUCCUAGUAAGCUAAUGGCCCAUGGGAAUUUUAGGAACCUAAUGGAUAUAGCUAAAGGGACUCAUAAGAAUAAGCACAUGGUACUACACUCCGUAGUACAGAAAAAAGUAAAGGCUUCCUUCGAUGUGUCACUUAUCGAUUUUGAAAAUUUGUAUAAAGAAAUAAAUGACGUAGAAUUAUCUACGUACGAUUUAUGGAAGAAGGAAAAAAAGAAGUAUGUAUCGAAUGCCCUUUUUUCCAUCGAUCAAACUUCCUACAUAUUUGAAACGAAGGAUAACUGCAUUAAUUGCGUCAACACGGUUACGGAUAGAAUUAUGAAAUUUUCCAAAGCGCCAAUGAUCGCACCCAGUGACUACAGUGGCGACCUUAAAUUGAAUGUCGUUCUGAACGAAGUGAACUCCGAUUUUGUGACAAAUGACAUGGGCCAAAUAAACUACGCAGAAGGCAGAAAUAUGGAAAGCUUGUUUCCAGAGCAUAUGGACGACCAUCAGGAUUGUCAUAUGCAGGAAGGGCUAAAUGAUGCCAUCGAUAAAUUCUAUAACAUGGAUUUUGAGGAUAUAUGGCAGAACGAAAAUGAAAAUCAUUUAUCCAAGCAGGGCAGCAAGAAUGAGAAUGCGUCUGCUUUGCAGCUCCGCCAGAGUGUUUCGCGCGGAAGCACACUUGGAAAUGCGAACAUGGAAAAUGUAGCAAAAUUUGUGGAUGUCUCGAAAAUAAAGAAAAUUUUGUGCGACAUUGUGAAGCCCGCGGGGAAAGACGCGAGUGACGCGCAGGGUCGAGCGCAGCGGAACGACCAGAUUGUGCCCUACGUUGAGGAAAAGACGACAACUUUUAAGGACAUUAUCAACGAGACCAAAUCAAAGAUGAACCCAGCAGAGGUGAACGGCACAUCCAUCCAUAUGCUCUUCGUGUGCUUGCUGUACACGUGCAACGACCAAGAAUUACUUCUGGAGAAGAUACCAAAUGAGGACAACUUCUACGUCCGCUACGGGUUGCCCGUGGAAUACCACGUUAAGCCCGACGACUUGCUGAUGCUUGAAAAUUGA
Messenger RNA from Plasmodium cynomolgi strain B, 1740 nucleotides. RefSeq lists its product as hypothetical. The transcript has 5 exons. Lineage: Eukaryota; Apicomplexa; Aconoidasida; Haemosporida; Plasmodiidae. Gene Ontology annotation, cellular component: condensin complex. Gene Ontology annotation, molecular function: chromatin binding. The coding region runs from base 1 to 1740 and encodes 579 amino acids. Gene Ontology annotation, biological process: mitotic chromosome condensation. The record is from RefSeq and is a predicted model, not a curated record.